AUGAGUAUAAUAAAACAAAGUUUUAUUCUUUGUUGCAUUGUUCUAUGCUAUAUAAUAUCUCGAAGUAAUGCACUUCAAUGUAAAACAUGUGAACAAACAGAUUCAUCCUGUUUAUUUGCACAAGAUACUAAAAUACGUCUUUGUGAGAAUGAGGAUGAUGUUUGUUAUUCAUGGUAUUACCGCGAUGGAGAUGAAAUGGGAGUACGACGCGACUGUAUAUCGAUUAAUUCUUCUGAAUAUCAUUUAAUCAAGGACAUAAUUGGUACUAAAGACAGUAGUUGUCUUAAACGUAUACAUGGACUUGAUUGUUUUACAUUUUUACGACAUACGCCUAUACGUCGUGCCUCAACUUUAGCUGAAGUUAUAAAAAAAUGUCUAAAUCUUGAGCUUGAUUCUAUUCGACAAGCAGGUACUUGGAAAUUCGAACGAAUUAUAUCAACAAGUCAAAGUUCACAUAUCAAAAUAGAAAAUUCUAAACAUGAUCUUUUAAAUUUUUGUGCUAAUAAUUAUUUGGGUUUGGCAAAUAAUUCUGAAAUUAUUAAUGCAGCGAAAAAAGCACUGGAUGAUUAUAGUGCUGGUCUUAGUUCAGUACGAUUUAUCUGUGGUACACAAACAAUACAUAAACAACUUGAACAACGUAUUGCAAAAUUUCAUCAAAGAGAAGAUACUAUACUUUAUAUAUCUUGCUUUGAUGCUAAUGCUGAAAUAUUUGAAACAUUACUCAAAGAACAAGAUUACAUCAUUAGUGAUGAAUUAAAUCAUGCAUCAAUUAUUGAUGGUAUUCGUUUAUGUAAAGCUAAACGUUUACGUUAUAAACACAAAGACAUGUUCGAUCUUGAAUUAAAAUUAAAAGAAAGUUUUAAUGAAAAUAAUGAUAAUAUUAUUUGA
Molecule: messenger RNA, 888 nt
Organism: Rotaria sp. Silwood1
Lineage: Eukaryota; Metazoa; Rotifera; Eurotatoria; Philodinida; Philodinidae
Source: the annotation of a GenBank genome assembly